Messenger RNA from Coccinella septempunctata (seven-spotted ladybird), 2886 nucleotides. RefSeq names its product protein tramtrack, beta isoform-like. Gene Ontology annotation, molecular function: protein binding. The record is from RefSeq and is a predicted model, not a curated record. Lineage: Eukaryota; Metazoa; Arthropoda; Insecta; Coleoptera; Coccinellidae. Bases 213 to 1376 code for a protein of 387 amino acids. Gene Ontology annotation, biological process: regulation of transcription by RNA polymerase II. The transcript has 4 exons. Gene Ontology annotation, cellular component: nucleus.
GUUGUCGUUCUGUCAAUCACUUCGUAUCCCGGAUGCCCGGAUUGGUCCCGGAAAUGGUUAAUUAGGGUUGUUCAUCUCUCGUUGUGUUUAUCGGAGUAGGUGCAUUUAGUUAUGUAACUUAUUGAAGAUCUUGUCUUCAUUUUUGUUUGUUACGUUAAUGCCCUAGUUUUCAUUUGGUUUACAGACUUAAGGUUUCAUUGGAAAAUAGCAAAAUGGCUACAUCUUCAACGCACACACAACAGUUUGCUCUAAAAUGGAACAAUUUUCAUUCUAACCUAUCCUCGGGUUUUCAUGAAUUAUUUGAAGCUGCUGAUAUGGUAGAUGUUACCCUAGCUAUGGACGGAAAGUUUCUUCAAGCUCACAAGGUUGUUUUGUCCAUUUGCAGUCCAUACUUCAAAGAAAUGUUUAAAGUGAAUCCUUGUAAACAUCCUAUUGUUAUACUCAAAGGUGUAGGCCAUGAACACAUGAAAGAUAUAUUAGAGUUUAUGUAUUUGGGGGAAGUUAGUGUUCUAAGAGAGAAUUUGACAUCUUUCCUGAGGACUGCCGAACUCUUGCAGGUUAAAGGGUUGACAGGAGAUGACUCUAGUGAAUCAUCCUCUAAAGAAGAUGAAAAAUAUGAAGGUGACAAUGAUGAAGAUGAGGAUUAUACUAAAUUGAUGCAAGAUAUGCAAUACACUCAACCUUACAAUACUAUUGACAACCACAUUGGCAUAAACUCACAAUACACUCCAACGGCAACAACAUGCAAUUCUAGCCCUCCUCCACCUAUACAACACCAAUUACCAUUACCAAAUAUCAACAUUCCACCAACGAACAAUAAAAGACCUAAGAAUUCUAAUGGAUCAAAUGUAAAAAGGAAUAAAACCGAUAACAAUGGAAAUCAAAAUAUACCAAGUAAAUCAGUACCCUUAGCAUUGACGAAAAAAGAAGAUGAUGACAUAAGAGAGAAAAAGAAAGUACCAUCCUUGACUCAGGAAAGUGAACCAGAAUACACUGAUUUAAGUUAUAUUAAAUCAGAAAAGUCCUCCGCUGAUGAGGAAGGUAUGGAGAAGCUGGUUGAACCAAAAAACAACUCGUUAAUUGAGAGUUUUGUUGAUCAAGAUGAUUCGAAAUCGUAUGUGUACUGUCACUAUUGCGAGAGAAAAUUCGUUAACAGAUAUAACCUCAAAGUCCAUGUGAGGGAUAAGCAUGAGGACAGCUCGAUCAAUUUAGAUUGUGAUAUUUGUGGGAAAACUAUGAGGAACCGUAGUUGUUUGAGGGUCCAUAUGUAUCAUCACCGCAAACAGGUAGAGCAAAGUGAGCAUUACGAUCCUGCGACUAAUCAGGAUCGGUCGAUGCCACAAGCGGUCAACAUUGUAAAAACGGCCUAUGAAUAAAAACAUUCCGUGGAUGAUCACCUAUUCUGUUGAAAUGCCAGGUCCUAAGUUAGUUUUCUGGUAGUUUGAAGUAAUAAUUAUUUGUAGAGAUAUUUUCUAUAAGAAAAAUUUCUACCCCCUUUUCGAAAGUAAAAGAGUGAGCAUGCUUAGUAAGUAGGAUAUCAACUCUGCGAAAUCCAAAUGAUUUUGAGUUUGUGAAAGGAUUUUCCUUUUCCCGAGAGGAAAGACUAAAAAAUAUUCGAAGAAAUUAUACUCGAAAUUCAUUACCAGAUGUUGCGCUCAAUAUUUUGAAUCAAAGCUAAGUGACUAAAGUAAAAUAGUUCAAAAAAAAAAUGUGAACAGCAUUUAUCAAAAAAUCUGUAACUAACAUACGCGAAUAACUAGCAAUUAGAAAAAAAAUUAAUUGGACAACACAAUCUCCAGAGAUUCUUAAAGUAUUUACAGUUCUUAUAGUGAAUACUCCCUACCCUAUUGAAAAACUAUAUACUGUUUCUAUUUGGACAAAAAGAUAGAUACUAUUUCUCUUCGAAUAAAUUUUUCAAUUCAAUUUUUAUUUAAUUUUAAGUUAAAAUUAUUACCGAAAACCACUGGAUAAAAACGCAAGCGUAAAAAAUUCUUAGGGUAAUUCUAUCUAACAUAGGUAUAUUCCAACAAAUCAAAACUAUUAAGUAAUUUUACACUUUUGUCAAGUCGUUGAAAACAUUUUCGUAAUGAAGAUCGCAUAUUUCAGCUUAUUUGACGGUUUUUUUUGCCCUCUAGGUUAAAUUCCGUUUGAAAAAAAAAAGAUAUUUUCACAACCGCAUGAGAUACCUACGGGGUGUUAGAAAAAACAUUACAAGAGUUGAGAAUUUUUUUAUUAUAGUAUGCUUUUUGUGAUUAAACUAUUGAGUAGAUUAUAUUACUAUUUUCAUAUUUAUUUCGCAGUUAGUGGAGCAUUCUAAAUCGAACAUUAGUAUAAGGUUAUCGUACAAUAUGAAAUAUGUUUACAUAUUUAUUAUUAAUUCCAUAAAGAUAUCUCGCAUCAUGACAAUAUUGCUCGAUCAAUUGUCGUUUUCACAUGAUUCUAUUGGCGAAGGACUGUGAUUUAAUUUUUCGAAGCCUUCUAGUCUAGUUUCAUCAAGUGAAAGAUAAUUUUGGCUUACUGUGUACGACAAUAGGUAAUUUUGCAAAAUACCUCUCGUGGUAGCUAUCAAUAAAACAAGUACCUCGGUUACAUUCCUCAUAUGUGCUAUUUCUAUAAUUUGUUGAAUUGUAUUUUUAUGAUAUUAUAUUGUUAUUGAAUAUUUUUCCAAUAUAAUAUGUUAUGAACAAGAUUUAUUCUUGUACCAAAUACAUAUAUUCUGUUAUUUUUUUAAGUCAUUUAGCAUAUAUCUUUUGCUUGUGAUAAUUUGGUAGACUUGAAUUUUUAUUGUUUAUUGUUUCAAACAUAUUACCUAUGUUGUUAGUCCCCCAUGUAGAUGAUCUCUGACAUGUUUAUUUAGAACUAAAUAAAGGAAAUAUUUUAUUUGAA